CUCACGUGCACAGCCUUCCUGGCUCCAGAACAUCUCGCUGAGCAACGCCCCAGCCCGGAUAGCCGUCCGUCCGCUACCCCCUCGACUCCCCCCUUCCCGCACGGUCUAUAUGUGGUGUUCGGAAACUGCGACGGCCCCUCCAAAGAUUUCCCAUAUUUGUUCAAAGCGGAGCAGGCGGACGGAGGCUGCCCGGGGCGAUCGCGGACUCUCAACUCGGGCUCAGGGUGUGGUCGUGGCCCGGAGGUCGUCAGAAUGAGGUCCAAAGCGAAGCCAGCUCCGAGCCCCCCUGGAAAAGAGCCAAGCGGCGCCCCUGGCAAGGAGACCGCGGCCCCCCUGGAGCAGAAGAGCCGUCCGGGCGAUGCCAAAGCGGGCAAGGAAGAGGACGUUCACACGUGCUGCGGUUGCCGGUUCCCGUUGUUGGUGGCGUUGCUGCAGCUGGUCCUGGGAGUCUCGAUCACGGUCCUGGCCUUCCUGAUGGCCGAGUUCAGCCCUUCCCUGCUGCUCCGGGAGACUCCAUAUUGGGCCGGCGCGCUUGUUUGUCUGGUGGCCCUCAUCGGAUUUGUGAUGCUUUGUAUUUCUUACCAGCCGGAUGAGAAAACUUGCAUUCAGUUCUUCAUCAAGGUUGCCUAUUUCCUCCUGAGUGCGCUGAGUCUGAACGUCUGCAUCUUGGCCAUGGCUUUCGCUGCCUACUGCUACUCCCAGAUCGUCCGCUUUACCUGCGAACCCAUUUCUGAUGCGGUCUGCCACUGCAAACUGGACGCGGCGGACCCCCUCAGCCGCACCAUCACCUACCAGAGCGACUGCAGCUUCCUCACAAAUACCUUCUACCUCUUCUUGCUGAUCCAGUUCCUCCUUAACUUCCUGGCAGCCGUCGUGGGAUUUGUGGCCUGUUUCGUGAUGUGGAAGGAUCGGUAUCAAGUCUUUUACGUCGGAACCCGGAUGCAGUCCCAAGCUGCCGCGGGAGGCCAACCAGCCAAAGUGUAGGGAAAGAGAGGACGGUCUCAAGGAAAGCCACCAAGUAUACCUUCCUCUUGCUAAAACAAGAAACGUGUGGACGCAUCCGUUCAGGUACAUCAAAAGAACUACCCGAUGGUGCAUUUUUACAAAAAUUGUUGCCAAACCGUCUUGCCAGAGAACCUCCUCCUCCCCAACGUGCCUCUGAAUUAUGCAUCCUGCCUUUGGUGCUAGAGCAGGAACCGUGAACAUUUUCUGGAAGAGAAGACACCGAAAUGGAGACAUCAGCUCUUGGUAGCUUCUUGCACAUUUCCACUUCCAUGGAUGUUCGCGGUCAUUAGUGUGCAUCCGUUCCAGUUUUAUACGCGGCUGGAACGGAAUUUUUUAAAAAACUGAUCGUGUUUUAGUCCAGGGGGUCUCCAAAUGUGGUAACUUUAAGACUUAUGGUUCAACUCCCAGAAUUCCCCAUGCUGGCUGGCUAGGGAAUUUGGGGAGUUGAAGUCCGCAAGACUAAAAGUUGCCAAAUUUGGAGACCUCCGUUUUAGUCCAAUCCAUUUCCUUCUAGGGAAAAAGCAGGAGAUCACAAAUGUGGCCGGCAUGACGCUAAAUGAAACAUAAUAGAAUAUGGGGACCAAGGGCAAGGAGGCACAGAACAAUAAUUAAGGCCUCAUGAAUCUAUAAAUCCCCCCUUAAUAUAUGUUGUGUGACUACAAAACCAUAUAUGAUUUUAGAUUCAUAAGACCGCAAAGAAAACACCCCCCCCCCCGUUUUCUUAACAACUUGAUUGCUUGGUUUUCUCGCAUGGGUUGUUUCGAAUAACACACGCGUGUUGCUGAGAGCAAAUUUCAUGAUGAGCUAAGCUUUGGAUAUCCCAGGAGAACAGCAUCUCUUUCCUGUCCAUUAAAGCAGCCCAGUUUUCUUCAGGCUUCUGGGGGGGGGGAAGGAGACGCUGCUUUAAAGAGAUGCAUUACAAGUGGGCUCUUCAAAGCAGCCGCAUCCAUUUUUCAGGCCGAAGUCUGAAACACGUCAGAGAGAUUCCCAUAAGUCCUGAAGUGUUUCUUCUGAAUCAUUUCUGAAGAGUUACGUGUCAGCCUUUCCAAUAAUAGACAUGCCGUCCUCGUGGGUUGGACGCCUAUUGUAUAUAGCCACACCAUCUGCUCCAGAGACCUCCACCCAGGGGAAGAUUAUAUUCUGCUGUCCCUGGUCAUAUAAUCCAGCUCUGUCAUUUGUUAUGAUUACUAAUUACACUGAGCUAAGAGGAGGACAUGCAAGGAGUCCUCUUUGGAACAGGAUCACUUUUUCUACUCCAACAUCCUCAUCCCCAAAGGGGCCAACCAGAUUUCUUAAAGAGGUUGACGAGAGGAUGUGAGGACGUCAUCUCCUCCGACGGAUGUUCACGGAGAAACAGCUUUUAGAGGCUUCCCAUUCUGAAGCCGGCAUAUAACCCAUCAUAUCUAGUAACCACUGACCAUCUUCCUUAAAGUCAGGAUCUCCCUGAAAGCCUUUGGAUGCCAUCCAGUUUUGGUCAUCAUGAUGUAAAAAAGAUGUUGAGACUUUAGAAAGAGUACAGAGAAGAGCAACAAAGAUGAUCAGGGGACAUGAGGCUAAAGCAUAUAAGGAACGGUUGCUGGAAUUGGGG
Molecule: messenger RNA, 2593 nt
Organism: Crotalus tigris (Tiger rattlesnake)
Lineage: Eukaryota; Metazoa; Chordata; Lepidosauria; Squamata; Viperidae
Gene: SSPN
Product: sarcospan
Exons: 3
Coding region: 253-984 (243 amino acids)
Cellular component (GO): dystrophin-associated glycoprotein complex; sarcolemma
Source: RefSeq, a predicted model, not a curated record